UGCCCCCCCCUCCCCCUCAACUCUCUCCCAUUACCAAGGUAGGUUAGGGUGUUCUACCAACCUACCCCACCAAGCACCCCACCUCCGGUGACAUUUUUUACCUUUCGCACAUCUCGAGUAGCAAUCGCAAGCUUCCACAUCAUCAUCAUGUUGUAGUUACAGUCCCAGUCGCAUGCCUAUUCAUCUUCGAUAUCAAACCAUUGAGUAACGACACAACUGCUCUGUGAAUACCUCACCGCAUAUCGACACCCCACCAAGCAUCCUCUCCCAAUCGUCCCUAAUACUACACUUCAAAUUUAUCCAGAAUGCCGCCCACCCUGCCGCCCCUCUCAACUAUCCUCCCCCCUCUAAUCUGCGGCACCGCAACCUUCAACAACCUCUACAAUGCCGACGCUGCCCUUGUACCCACGAACGCCAUCAUAGAGCGCGCACUCGACCUCGGCGUCCGCGCCUUCGACACCUCCCCCUACUACGGACCCUCCGAAGAGCUCCUGGGCAAAGCUCUCUCGACGCCAUCCGUCCUGCGAAAUCACCCUCGCUCCAGCUACCGCAUUGUUACGAAAGUCGGGCGAAUCGCCAACGCGGAGUUUGAUUAUAGUCCUGAGUGGGUGCGGUAUUCGAUUCAACGGUCGUUGCAGAGGCUGCAUACUUCCUACCUCGAUGUAGUUUACUGUCAUGAUGUUGAAUUUGUGACGCCGGCUGAGGUGCUUGUCGCUGUCAAGGAGUUGCGCCGGACACGCGAUGAGGAGGGAACUAUAAAGUACAUUGGGAUCUCGGGCUACCCGGUUCCCUUGCUCUGCGAGCUUGCGGAACUGGUACUAAGAGAGACGGGCGAGCCGCUGGAUGCAGUUAUGAGCUAUGCAAAUUUCACGCUGCAGAACACGACUUUGAUGUCUCUGGGCCUUGGAAGGCUGAAGAGGGCUGGCGUAAGCUGCGUGCCCAAUGCAAGUAUCCUGGGUAUGGGGCUCCUGCGCAGCGUGGGUGUUCCCGUGGGAGGCAAGGGCGAUUUCCAUCCAGCACCAAGGAAGCUGAGGGAGAAGUGCAUGGAGGCUGCAAGGUACGUGGAGGAGACAGGUGAGAGGCUGGAGGUUGUCAGUAUUCGCUGGGGAUUGGAUACGUGGUCUCGCGACGCAGCAAGCUUAGGAGGUGUAGGUGGAAUAGGAGUCUCAGUCAUGGGGGUCAGCAAUCUUGAGGAAUUGGAAGAGACGAUGCGAGUUUGGAACAGUGUUCUGGAUGGCCUCCCACUCGCUGGUAGAGAAGCCACAACAGAGAAGAAAGAAUGGAGUCUUGCGAGAGCGGCAGAAGUUGCUGAAAAAGCGAAAGCUGUAUGGACUAUUUUGGGUGAGUGGAAGGAUUAUACAUGGCCCUCUCCUGAUGAGGGAUAUGUCAAUGUCAGGGUUGUCAAGGGCGUCGUGGAUGAGAUUGCGCCUCUGCCACCAGUAAAGGAUGGUUCUGCGAAGGAUAGUAGGUUGUGAGCAUAGCGUGGGGUUGCCGGCUGGUUAGCUGGCUGUUUGGGUUUUGCAUAGAUAGGCGUCUGGGAGUGAACUGCGUGACUUUCCAAAUUAGUAUCUUGCAACAUUUGACUCUUAUAUUGUG
This is a messenger RNA of Cadophora gregata, 1596 nucleotides long. RefSeq lists its product as uncharacterized. Gene Ontology annotation, cellular component: cytosol. The transcript has 2 exons. The record is from RefSeq and is a predicted model, not a curated record. Gene Ontology annotation, biological process: dehydro-D-arabinono-1,4-lactone biosynthetic process. Lineage: Eukaryota; Fungi; Ascomycota; Leotiomycetes; Helotiales; Ploettnerulaceae. Gene Ontology annotation, molecular function: D-arabinose 1-dehydrogenase [NAD(P)+] activity. The coding region runs from base 306 to 1475 and encodes 389 amino acids.